Molecule: messenger RNA, 447 nt
Organism: Dichomitus squalens LYAD-421 SS1
Lineage: Eukaryota; Fungi; Basidiomycota; Agaricomycetes; Polyporales; Polyporaceae
Exons: 1
Coding region: 1-447 (148 amino acids)
Source: RefSeq, a predicted model, not a curated record
AUGGGAGGGUCGUCGCACGGAUCCAUUUCUCUGUCGGAGUCUGGGCUCCUGGAUCAAUGUGCAAAGUAUGCUGUUCAGGAGGGUGUCGAUGAUGACACUCCCCUAGAACACCGCUACUUCCAGCUGUAUGGUGAUCCAGCCUAUGGCGUUAAUCCUUUUCUUGUCUCCCCAUUCUCUGGCCCGGGGCAGUGUACCGAUGCAGAGCAAGAGUUGAAUUCCCGUAUGUCUGGUGCCCGGAUUGAGGUUGAGCACGGUUUUGGUGUCGUUCUCACUACAUGGCCUUUUCUGUAUACAUUUUGGAAGCAUAGACUUUACCAGUCACCGAUCGGUAGAUAUUACCGUGUCGCUGUCUUGUUCACUAAUGCCCGGAACUGCUUUCGUCCUAACCAAACCGCGCUGCAUUUUGAUUGUCGCCCACCAGAGCUCCGUGACUACUUUCAUGCGUAG